Messenger RNA from Candidozyma haemuli, 1938 nucleotides. RefSeq lists its product as uncharacterized. Lineage: Eukaryota; Fungi; Ascomycota; Pichiomycetes; Serinales; Metschnikowiaceae. The transcript has a single exon. Bases 1 to 1938 code for a protein of 645 amino acids. The record is from RefSeq and is a predicted model, not a curated record.
AUGAUACGGUUAGUCGAACUUGAUGACGCUAAAAGCGUACCACAUAUCUUAUCAGAACAUUGGGGAGAACCAUUUGCUUCAGGAAGGCCCGAACCGCUAGUAAGCGUGAAAUAUUCGGAUUCUGAGUCUUUUGACAGCGACAACGAUAUCACAAGCCUAAUAUCUUCGGUUGCUUUGGAUGAAAGUAACAGUGUACCGCUCACGGCUCCAACAACUCAAACAACUCAUGACUCCGAUGUCUCGUUAUCAAAGGAUAACGCGACUGAUGUUCCCGAAAAGAUUUUCGAUAGUUCUAUCUACCGAAGCCAGGAAUCGUAUUUACAGUUUAUGGAGCCAUCGCCGGUUUAUCCACCGCAUUACAGUACGUUGCCCCCAGGAGGAUGCCCAAGGUACCCCGUACUGGAAUCUGUCCAUCAGUCUGAUAGCUUACCACCGUAUUCGCCAGCCGCUUAUAAGAUCGGAAUGGUUGCUAAAAAAGCUGAGUGGCUCUCGCCCUUUCAGCCAGCUUCAAGUCGCUCGUGGAAAAACAUCAUCAUUGAGCUUAACUCGACACAAGUCAACUUAUACCGAGUGCCCUCCCAUCUCGAAUCCUAUUUGAGGAGUGCGUAUCGCUUGGAGGAUGGGUGCAAAGCCUUUGGCGAGGUAGCUCUUGAGUCCCGCUUCACGUCACAGAAAGAUAGGCAAUUUCACAGCAUUUGUUCCCAAUUAGGAGUUUUGCCAUUGGAUGAUACUGGGAUGAAACAGAGCUCGUCUCGUAUAUUUCACAAAGCCACUUCUCAAAGUCAUCUACUUCGAUCUUAUUCACUCUUGCAUGCCAAAGUAGGGUUGGCGAGUGACUAUUCCAAAAAACCUAAUGUUCUUCGGCUUAGACUAGAAAACGAACAAUUCUUGUUGCAGUUUCAUCUGACUAGAGACCUUAUAGACUGGCAUCUUGGAUUAUCUGUGGGUCAAGACGUUUCCCCAGAUAUUCAAGCGAGGGAAGUACCAAAGUAUCGAACUGUUCCAAGGCGGAGGCGGGGCCAAAGUUGUAUAAUCAACAGUGCUCCUUUUAUUAAUAAUAUGCGUGUCAAGCGAGCCAGAUCGAGCUCGAUGCCGAAUACUUCAGGUCGCUUACGAACUAAAUUUCAUGACGUCAAGCAACGGAUACGUUCCAACAGUACGAUGGAUCGUACUACUUCCAAUGUGAACAUGGAUGAGAGUUGGAAUUCAGAAACCAUUAUGGAAGUUCAGCAGUGCAUUGUGGCCCCAGUUAAUGAAACAGAAGGAGUGCCAAAAAUAGAAGAUAGAAAUGUGCAUGUAUUUGAGGACGACAGCGAAGACAUACGGAAUAUGAGUGAUCUUCAUCGGUCAGAUGACGAUGACGAGGGUGAUGACGAUGAUGAUGAUGAUGAAGAAGAGGAUAUUGAUGAUAUUGAAGGACGUAAUGCUGGUUCUAUUGGUACUUAUGGCAAUAUUGGUCAUGGUGAGGGUCACGGACAUGUUGCAACCGAUGACAGCGGCUCUAGCAAUUCAGCUACAAGGUUUACACCGGUUGAACGGCUAUCAUCAACAAUUGGUCUGCAAGUUCUGGAAAGCAAAGUGUCGAAUGUGACACAAAAAACCGAAAGCGAAAGGAGGUUUUUGAGGAAUUGUGUCAAAUGCAUCAAGCCAUUAUGCUUCGAUGAACCUUGGACCAAUAAAACCUUGGUCAAGGCGACUUCUGCGUCCACAGUUACUAUGCGGGACUCGAACCCGUGCCAUGUGGAUUCUGCUGUCCAACAUCGGGAGACAAGGCCAGGUUAUAUCUCUGAAACGAAGUCGUCUUUCCGGUCCAGGCGAGGUCUUUCGUUCACAAGAAACGCGUCCGACAACUGUGAAGUAUCUGCCGCUUGCACACCUAGUCACAAAUUACGAGAGUAUGUCGUUGGGUCACAUCUGCUUGUGCCCAAAGAGAGCUGA